AUGUCCUCCAAGACCGCGGCAAAGGUCACGCAAGCUGUGCUCCGAGUCCACCCCGUCCAUAAGAAAUACACCGUCCAAUCCACCGGAAUCUGGGAACGCAUCCGCCGCCUCUUCGCCGUUGACUCCACGCGCUCCAACGGCGUGCCCCUCAACCCGCAAUACCGCAACCCGCCCCCAGGAUCCAACGACCCCCUCUCCUUCCAAGACCCCGUCACCCUGCCCGCGGGCGACAUCGCCGGCAACCCGUACUGGAAGCGCGACGCGCGCCGCAACUACCCGCAGCUCUCGUUCGUGACGCAGGGCGAUGUCGUGGGCCUUUUGAGCCUGGGGAGCCAGGCCAGCCCCAAGAAGGAGCUGAUCGGGGACGCGGGCGCGCAGGCGCUGGUGCAGGUCCAGGAGGAGGGCAAGACGGGGCUGGCGGCGUACUUUAAGAAGGAUGCGAGUGCGCUGGCGAUGCUGGGGAAGGACGGGCUGCCGCCGCUCCCGAGUGGAUUGAGAAAGGUCCCCUAUGCCCUCACCGGCGAGAAUGCGUACCCGGAUAAGUAUCCUUGCCGGACAUUCCAAUAG
This is a messenger RNA of Drepanopeziza brunnea f. sp. 'multigermtubi' MB_m1, 567 nucleotides long. RefSeq lists its product as uncharacterized. NCBI's taxonomy places the organism in Eukaryota, Fungi, Ascomycota, Leotiomycetes, Helotiales, Drepanopezizaceae. The record is from RefSeq and is a predicted model, not a curated record.